GUGUUUCAGGAGAAAACUGUGACUUAAAGAAACUCUUCUCUCCUUUCCAGUUACAGACUCUCACACCUCACUGUACCCACUGCAGAGACAGGCUCCGCCCCCUCCUCUGCCCCCUCCUCAACCUGAUUGGCUGAAGCACAUGACUGUAGGAUAGGACUUGUCAUAGUCUCCGCCCCCUCAGACAUGUGACUGCGUGUCUCCGCCCCCGGUGUCACUGAGACCGAGCCGUCCAGGAGCUGUGUGUGUCUGUCUGAGUGCAGUGAGAGUGUGUGUGAGUGUGUGUGUGAGUGAGUGGCUUAUAUAAGGCUCGGUAUAAGGAUUUAUUUUGUUCUUUUCUGCCUGGAGAGAGAAAACACACACACACACACACACACACACACACACUCAGGAUGGAGUUUUCUCUGCCGGUGUCAGAGCAGCGGUGCUCUGGCCCGGAGGCUGAGUGUUAGUCAUGGCGCAGCCGGGCUCCGUCACAACCAGCACACUGCACCUGGUGGCCAAUGACAUGACCGACAUCAUGGAGAACCUCGACACGCGCGAGCUGGACAUCGGAGACGGCGAGGACGAGUUUGAAGGUCCCGGCGCUCAGAGUGCAGGAACUCGUGUCCCGUUCUCGCUCAUCUACAAGACGGUGGGGGUUAAAGAACAGGAUCCUCGAGUCUUCCUCACAUCGUCCCCCAUCACUGCCAAAAUCCUGGAGGUGGAGCGCUUCGCCUGUGCUCAGGACCGCUUCAACAUCACCAACCAGAGGAGUGUGUCGAAGAAACUUCCUGCAGUUUUCAGGAUCGAGAUGAAACACGGAAACUUCACCUGGAUCGUGAAGAGGAAGGAGAAGCACUUCAUGGAGCUUCACAGAGAGCUACGCACCUACAAAACAUUCCUGAAGAUUCCACUACCGACUCGCACUCACACGGAGCGGAGACAGACGGUCAGACAGACACGUCAGAUGCCCAGUUUACCGCGCGGCGGAGGAGACGAGCUCGCCCGAGAGGAGCAGGUGUCCAGCCGGAGGCGCCAGUUAGAGGAUUAUUUAAACAAGCUGCUAAAGAUGCCGCUGUACAGGAACUACCACGCCACCAUGGAGUUCAUUGACGUGAGUCAGCUCUCGUUUAUCCACGAUUUGGGACCAAAAGGCUUAGAAGGCAUGGUCCACAAGAGGUCAGGAGGUCACCGCAUCCCCGGGCUCAACUGCUGCGGCCGCAGUAAAGUGUGUUACCGCUGGUCCAAACGGUGGCUGGUGGUGAAAGACUCGUUCCUGCUCUACAUGAAGCCCGACUCCGGCGCGAUCUCCUUCGUCCUCCUGGUGGAUAAAGAGUUCUGUGUGAAAAUGGACUCUAAAGACACGGACACGAAACACGGCGUGCGUGUGGACAGUCUGUGCAGGAACCUGAUUCUGAAGUUCUCCAGUUACCGCCACGUGCGCUGGUGGGGGCAGGCCAUCGACGACUUCGUGCGCGAGUACGGCGCCGCCUUCCUGCAGGACCAUCGCUUUGGUUCCUUCGCCAGCGUGCAGGAGAACAUCUCCUCCAAAUGGUACGUGAACGGUAAAACCUACAUGGAGGACGUGGCUAAUGCGCUGGAGGAAGCUGAGGAGGAGAUCUUCAUCACAGACUGGUGGCUCAGCCCCGAGAUCUUCCUCAAACGGCCGGUCGUCGAAGGAAAUCGCUGGCGUCUGGACUGCAUUCUGAAGCGCAAAGCCCAAAAAGGAGUUCGGAUAUUUGUCCUGCUCUAUAAGGAGGUGGAGCUCGCGCUCGGGAUCAACAGUGAAUACAGCAAGAGGACGCUGCUGCAGCUUCACCCCAACAUCAAGGUGAUGCGACAUCCUGACCACGUCUCCUCCACCGUCUAUCUCUGGGCUCAUCACGAGAAGAUCGUGGUGAUCGACCAAUCGGUGGCCUUUGUGGGCGGGAUCGAUCUGGCGUACGGGCGCUGGGACGACCGCGAGCACCGUCUGACGGAUGUGGGGAGCGUGACCAGAGCCCUCAACACGUCUGCAGAGAAUGUUCCGGAAGCGUCUCUGUCCAUGGCUCCUCCCUCUAACGGCGCCGUACAGAGUAACGGGAAAAACUCCAGCAGGGAUUCGGAGGAUCAGCCCAAACUCAAAGGCUACGGGAAAAGGAGGAGGAGUCGCUUCAGCAUCAGGAAACGUCUGCAGAGACACGGGCUGGUCCACGCCGACAGUGUGAGCAGCAACGAGAGCUCCGAGGAGAACACAGAUCAGGCUCCGCCCCUGCAGGCUGAUGUCAUCGGGCUGAUGGGGAACACGCGCUUCUGGCACGGGAAGGAUUACUGUAACUUUGUGCACAAGGACUGGAUCCAGCUGGACAAACCGUUCGAUGAUUUCAUCGACAGACACAUCACUCCCAGAAUGCCCUGGCACGACAUCGCCUCAGUGGUUCAUGGGAAAGCUGCGAGAGACGUCGCGCGGCACUUUAUUCAGCGCUGGAAUUUCACCAAGAUCAUGAAGCCGAAGUACCGCUCCCUCUCGUACCCGUACCUCCUCCCCAAAUCCCACGCCACCGCUGGUGAGAUCCGACACUCGGUCCCGGGCUGCGUUCCCACCAGAGUUCAGGUGUUGCGCUCAGCGUCAGACUGGUCGGCGGGUAUAAAGCACCAUGAAGAGUCGAUCCACAACGCCUACGUGCAGGUGAUCGAGAACAGCAAGCACUACAUCUACAUCGAGAACCAGUUCUUCAUAAGCUGCGCUGAUAACAAGCUCGUGUACAACCGGAUCGGCGACGCCCUCACGCAGAGGAUCAUCAAAGCCUACAGGGAGGGUGCAAGGUACCGUGUGUAUGUGGUCACUCCUCUCUUACCGGGGUUCGAGGGAGACAUCAACACCGGAGGGGGCAGCGCCCUGCAGGCCAUCAUGCACUUCAACUACAGGACGAUGAUCAGAGGAGAUCACUCCAUCGUGUCCCAGCUGAAGAAAGAGAUGGGAGAUAAUUGGAUGAACUACAUCUCGUUCGGGGGACUGAGGACUCACGCAGAACUGGAGGGGAAACUGGUGACGGAGCUGAUUUACGUCCACAGCAAAAUGCUGAUCGCAGACGACAACACCGUCAUCAUCGGUUCAGCAAACAUUAAUGACCGCAGUAUGUUGGGAAAGCGUGACAGUGAAGUGGCUGUUAUUUACGAGGACACAGAGACAGAGACAUCGGUGAUGGAUGGACAGGAAUAUCAGGCAGGACGUUUCGGACUGCGGCUGCGUCUGGAGUGUUUUAGGACGAUCCUCGGCUCUAACACCGACUCCAGCAUCGACGUCUCGGACCCCGUCAGUGAUCAUUUCUACAAGGAUGUGUGGCUGACCACUGCGUCCCGCAACGCCUCCAUCUACCAGAAGGUGUUCCGCUGCUUGCCGUCGAGCGACGUGAGGAUGAUCUCGGAGCUGGAAGUGUAUCUGUCCAAGCCUGGGCUGGAUAAAGAAGAUCCUCUGAAAGCUCAGGAGGAACUCAAGAAGGUCCGAGGCUUCCUGGUCCAGUUCCCGCUCUACUUCCUGUGUGAGCAGAACCUUCUCCCUCCCAUCGGUUCUAAAGAGGCCAUGGUACCCAUGGAGGUGUGGACCUGAGAGACUGAGCAGGUUCCUCCUGCAGAGGAUUUAUCUCAGGAGGGUUCUGAGCCUUUGCCUCGAGGACGUGCUUUCUUUUCUAACACUAUGCAACUGGAACCUUCAAGAUAGUAAACGCACGGAGAGGAACAUGUCGAUGAAGAUUCUCACACGUCCUGGAGGACUCGUCCAGAGGUUGAUUAAAUAUCAGCUGGAAGCUUCUUGUUUGUCUGAAACGUUCCUCUCCUCACGCGUGCAGCUCCUUCAGUCUGAGAAUGUUUGGUUAGAGACACAGAUAAGUCCCCCGUCAUCUGUAUCUCACCUGAAUCCGCCGUGUCCCGUCCAUGCCGAGGUUUCAUCCCUCCACAGGAGUCCAGAUCUGUCCAGGUCCUUCAGGGGUCACAGUGUGACGUCACGUCUGAUCGCCUCAUUCUCGGCUUCUCUAUUACGCUUACAGAGUUACGUCACGUUGUUCUCGUACCGCGGCGGUUUUAGUGUAAAGACAGAA
Molecule: messenger RNA, 4055 nt
Organism: Clarias gariepinus (North African catfish)
Lineage: Eukaryota; Metazoa; Chordata; Actinopteri; Siluriformes; Clariidae
Gene: pld1b
Product: phospholipase D1b
Exons: 26
Coding region: 452-3568 (1038 amino acids)
Biological process (GO): regulation of microvillus assembly; cell motility; phosphatidic acid biosynthetic process
Molecular function (GO): D-type glycerophospholipase activity; phosphatidylinositol binding
Source: RefSeq, a predicted model, not a curated record